This is a messenger RNA of Chiloscyllium plagiosum (whitespotted bambooshark), 738 nucleotides long. The record is from RefSeq and is a predicted model, not a curated record. Lineage: Eukaryota; Metazoa; Chordata; Chondrichthyes; Orectolobiformes; Hemiscylliidae.
AUGGACGCCGAGGGGCAGCAGCGGGCACCGGAGGACCUGGCUGGACCCUCGGGCGAAAGGGCGGGCCCCAGUUUCCAGUGCUCGGAGUGUGGCAAGCUGUUUCGCUGGGCGUGCGUGCUGGAGACGCACCGGAGAUACCACAGCGGCGAGCGGCCCUUCGAGUGCCCGGUCUGCGGCAAGGGGUUCGCCACGGCCGGCAACUUGGCAGACCACCAGCGGGCGCACAGCGGCGAGCGGCCCUUCCAGUGCGGGCUGUGCGGCAAGAGCUACAUCUCGUCCAGCAACCUCAUCGCGCACCGCCGCACCCACACCGGCGAGCGGCCGUACAAGUGCACCGUCUGCGGCAAGGGGUUUGCCGCGUCGCCGAACCUGGCCGUGCACCAGCGCACCCACACCGGCGAGCGGCCGUACCGCUGUGCCGACUGCGGCAAGGCCUUCGCCGAGUCCGGCAAGCUGUCGCGGCACCGGCGCACCCACGGCGGCCGGAGACCUUUUGCCUGCCCGGUGUGCGGCCGCGGCUUCCUGGAGCAGGGCCGGCUGGCACAGCACGAGAUGCUGCAUGCCGGGCACCGCCCCUUCGGCUGCGGUUCCUGUGGCAAGGGCUUUGCCAGCGCCGGUGGCCUCCUGGCGCACCAGCGCACCCACACCGGCGAGCGGCCCUUCCGCUGCGCCUCCUGCGGCAAGGGCUUCGUCACCGCCAGCAACCUGAGCGCCCACCGGCGCACCCACACCGGGGAG